Messenger RNA from Drosophila takahashii, 3257 nucleotides. NCBI's taxonomy places the organism in Eukaryota, Metazoa, Arthropoda, Insecta, Diptera, Drosophilidae. The record is from RefSeq and is a predicted model, not a curated record.
GUAUUUCUCGUUUGGUCCGGCGCGGUCACGCUGUCACGGUUACAUCAUGUGCAUUUUUUAAACAGAAAACUUUAAUAAUUUUAACUAAAUUUCGGUAAAUUGCCGCACUGUCGAGCGCCGGAAAUGUACGGUUAUUGGAGGACCCAGCCACGCUUUCCACGCAUUUCCAUUUCCAUUUGAAAACGCAGCAGCCGCGCGGCAGCAACAAAAGAAAACCAGAGAGCGGAGAAAAAGAAACAUAAAAAUAAAUACAAAUAUAAAACAAAUACAAAAAUAUGAGCGAUAGUGGCAACAAUCAGUUUUGUGACGUUGAUUUUUGAGCAAAGACCCCCACAAAAAAAAAUCCAAAAUAUAGUACACAAAAAAGUUUUUGAGUUUUUGGCGGAGGAAACCGAAUACCUAGGCUGCAUACCUUUUGUUUUGUAUCGAAAUUCUCUUCUUCCCCAAACAAAAACCAACAAAAAAAACUCUUAUAAAACCAUAAAACCAACCGAAUCUUGAACCGGAUCCCGAAAUGGCGGCCUACUUGAACCGCACCAUCUCGCUGGUGACCGGGCAAACGGGCCCCGCCGCCAACGACGACGAUCGCCACUCCUCGUCGACGGACACGGUGGACAAAUCGUCUUUGUCCCGGCUCAACUCAUCCCUACAACCCUCGGGCUCCACGACGGCCGCCAAUCUGCUACCCGAAUCGCGGCUCUACCAAUCCAACGACAAAUCGCCCCUCCAGAUCUUCGUGCGCGCCAAGAAGAAGAUCAACGACAUCUACGGGGAGAUCGAGGAGUACGUCCACGAGACGACCACCUUUAUCAAUGCCCUGCAUGCGGAGGCGGAGAUCGUGGACAAGGCGGAGCGGGAGCUGUUCGAGAGCUACGUGUACAAGGUGGCCGCCAUUCGCGAGGUCCUGCAGCGGGACCACAUGAAGGUGGCCUUCUUCGGACGCACCUCCAACGGCAAGAGCUCGGUGAUCAACGCCAUGCUGCGCGAGAAGAUCCUGCCCAGCGGCAUUGGCCACACGACGAACUGCUUCUGCCAAGUGGAGGGCAGCAACGGUGGCGAGGCGUAUUUGAUGAAAGAGGGAUCCGAUGAGAAGCUCAAUGUGGUGAACAUCAAGCAACUGGCCAAUGCUCUGUGCCAGGAGAAGCUCUGCGAGAGCAGUUUGGUGCGCAUCUUCUGGCCCCGCGAACGCUGCAGCCUGCUGCGCGAUGACGUCGUCUUUGUGGACUCACCGGGCGUCGAUGUUUCGGCCAAUCUGGACGACUGGAUCGACAACCAUUGCCUCAACGCCGAUGUCUUUGUCCUCGUCCUGAAUGCCGAGUCCACGAUGACGCGUGCCGAGAAGCAAUUCUUUCACACCGUCUCCCAGAAGCUGAGCAAGCCGAACAUCUUCAUCCUGAACAAUCGCUGGGACGCCUCGGCCAAUGAGCCCGAGUGCCAGGAGUCGGAACUGGCCAAGGUGAAAUCCCAGCACACGGAGCGCUGCAUCGAUUUCCUCACCAAGGAGCUGAAGGUGAGCAACGAAAAGGAGGCCGCCGAGCGGGUUUUCUUCGUUUCGGCGAGGGAAACGCUGCAGGCGCGGAUCGAGGAGGCCAAGGGCAAUCCACCGCAUAUGGGCGCCAUUGCCGAGGGCUUCCAGAUGCGCUACUUUGAGUUCCAGGACUUUGAGCGCAAGUUCGAGGAGUGCAUCUCGCAGAGUGCCGUCAAAACAAAGUUCCAGCAGCACAGUUCGCGGGGCAAGAGUGUCUCAGGGGAUAUGAAAUCGAUGCUGGAUAAUAUUUACGAGCGGAUUACCAUCUUCCGCAAUCUGAAGCAGGACCAAAAGAACAUGCUAACCGAACGCAUUCAGGGCACCGAGACGCAGAUGAUGCAGGUUACGCGCGAGAUGAAGAUGAAGAUCCACAACAUGGUCGAGGAGGUGGAGGAGAAGGUGUCGAAGGCGCUGAACGAGGAGAUCUGGCGAUUGGGCGUGCUGAUCGAUGAGUUCAACAUGCCCUUCCAUCCGGAGCGACUCGUGCUGAAUAUCUACAAGAAGGAGUUGAACGCGCAUGUGGAGAGCGGGCUGGGCAGCAAUCUGAGGGCCCGGCUCUCCAUGGCUCUGGCCAUGAAUGUGGAGUCCGCCCAGACGGAGAUGACCGAUCGCAUGCACGCCUUGGUGCCCAACGAACAGCUGCUGGCGACGAGCACCAAAAUGGUGGUGCGCACGCAGCCCUUCGAGAUGCUCUACUCGCUGAACUGCCAGAACCUCUGCGCCGACUUCCAGGAGGAUCUGGAGUUCAAGUUCAGCUGGGGCAUAGCGGCAAUGAUCCAGCGAUUCACUGGGAAGGUGCGCGAGCGCAGCAAGAAGGGCCAGCCGGCGCUGGUCAACCGGCAGAGCAGUAUUGGACACAGCGUAUCCACGCCCGCCACGACGCCCGUGGAGGCCACGCCCGUCUGUUUGCUCCCGGCUCCUGGGGUGGCCGGCAUUACGCCCGAGCAGCUGUCGUUGAUCUCCCGCUUUGCGGUCUCCUCCAUUGGAUCCCAGGGCACCGUGGGCGGCUUGGUUGUCGCCGGCAUCAUGCUGAAAACCAUCGGCUGGCGGGUUUUGGUCGGCGUGGGCGCCCUCUAUGGCUGCAUCUACCUGUACGAGCGGCUCUCGUGGACCAACUCGGCCAAGGAGCGCACCUUCAAGGGGCAGUAUGUGCGGCAUGCCACCAAGAAGCUCAAGAUGAUAGUGGACCUUACCUCGGCCAAUUGCAGCCACCAGGUGCAGCAGGAACUAUCGAGCACCUUUGCCCGCCUGUGCCGCACCGUCGACACCGCCACCACGGACAUGAACGAUGAGCUCAAGACCCUCGACUCGCAGCUGAACAUCCUGGAGGCCAACCAGAAGCAGCUGAAGCUGCUGCGCAACAAGGCCAACUACAUACAGAACGAGCUGGACAUCUUCGAGCAUAACUAUAUAUCGCCGCAGUAGAGGAGAACCAAGGAAAACCAAACACCCAAACAAACGACUACAGCAUCAAUCAAUUGACCACGUUUUUCGUUGCUCAACUCAGUUUAUUUUCUUUUUUUUUUCUCUUUUUUUCGAUGUAAAUGCAUGAUUGAGCCCCUCUUUAUUCUAUUUUGUUUAAACAAAUUGCUGUUGUUGUUGCAAACUAUUUUAGUUUCUUUGUAAUUGUUGACCCCGUAACCCGAGAACAUAUUUAGAAAUAUCCAAAACACACUGUGAGCAUGGCCGGGUGCCAUGGAAAACCAAGUUAAGAUGAAUUAUAUAAAGC